UCGAGAUCACGGAAGUAUCCAGCUGGUGCCCUACACAACUUUUUUUUCUUCAGUGGGUAUAGUUUCUGCUGUCAUCAGCAUGACAGGAAAGACGGGUGGUUUUUGUUUUAAACCGAGAGCACUUUAAGUCAGCAUUCCUUUAUUUUUUAUUUUUCUUUUAGAAUAAAGAGAUUGCGUUUGGAAUCUUUUUUUUAAGACAGACACUAUCUUUGGCUUUUGGCUUUGAAAAAUAAUUUAUCAAAAUAUCUGCUGUAUGCCAACAAGAACACACCAUGGCCAAGCGAGUGGCGGUGAUUGGAGCUGGUGUGAGUGGCCUGUCCUCCAUCAAAUGCUGCUUGGAUGAGGGCCUGGAGCCCACCUGCUUUGAAAGAAGUAAUGACAUCGGGGGACUGUGGAAGUUCACUGAAACUUCUACAGAUGGGAUGACCAGGGUCUACAAGUCAUUAGUGACAAACAUCUGCAAAGAAAUGUCAUGUUACAGCAACUUCCCCUUCCAAGAAGAUUAUCCCAAUUUCAUGAACCAAGAAAAAUUUUGGGAGUACCUCCAAGAGGUUGCUGAGCACUUUGGCCUGCUGAAAUACAUUCAGUUUAGGACCACAGUGUGCAGCGUAACAAAGCGUCCUGACUUCUCCGAAACCGGUCAGUGGAAUGUUGUCACAGAGACAGAGGGGAAGCAGGACAGAGCUGUCUUUGAUGCCGUCAUGGUUUGUACUGGACAUUUCCUGAAUGCCCGUUUACCUUUGGAGUCAUUUCCUGGAAUCCAUAAGUUUAAAGGCCAGAUCCUGCACAGCCAAGAGUACAAGAUCCCAGCAGGCUUUCAGGGCAAACGCAUCUUAGUGAUUGGUCUUGGGAACACUGGAGGGGACAUUGCAGUGGAGCUCAGUCGAACUGCAGCUCAGGUACUUCUCAGUACUAGAACUGGUACCUGGGUUGUCAGUCGUUCUUCAGAUGGGGGCUACCCAACCAAUAUGAUGGUCACAAGAAGACACCAUAAUUUUAUUGCACAAGUUCUGCCUUCGUGUUUAAUAAAGUGGAUUCAAGAGAGGCGCCUGAAUAAAAGAUUUGAUCAUGCGAAUUAUGGACUAAAUAUUACUCAGGGGAAAAAGCCAAAAAUAAUUGUGAAUGAUGAGCUGCCAACCUGUAUCCUCUGUGGGACAAUCACUAUAAAAACCAGCCUGAAGGAGUUCAUGGAAACCUCCGCUCUCUUUGAAGAUGGGACCGUGGAAGAAGACAUAGACGUUGUGAUCUUCACUACAGGAUACACAUUUUCUUUUCCCUUUCUGGAAGAACCUCUCAAAAGCCUUUGUGCAAAGAAGAUAUUCCUAUAUAAGCAGGUCUUUCCAUCAGACCUAGAGAGGACAACACUAGCUAUGAUAGGCUUCAUCAGCCUUAAGGGAUCCAUCUUAGCAGCUGCCGAGCUCCAAGCACGAUGGGCCACGAGAGUAUUCAAAGGACUCUGUAAGAUACCUCCAUCUCAAAAAUUGAUGGCCGAGAUUACGAGAAAGGAGCAGCUCAUAGAAAGGGGUUUGAUGAAAGAUACCAGUGGAGACAAACUUGACUAUAUUUCCUACAUGGACGACCUCGCUGCCUGCAUAGGCGCAAAGCCCAACGUCCUACUUCUGUUCCUCAAGGAUCCCCGACUAGCUUGGGAAGUUUUCUUUGGACCAUGUACUCCUUACCAGUAUCGCCUCAUGGGACCUGGAAGAUGGGAUGGAGCCAGAAAUGCCAUCUUGACCCAGUGGGACAGGACACUGAAACCCUUAAAAACUCGAACAGUUCGUGAUUCCUCCGAGCCUGCCUCCAUGUCACAUUAUUUGAAAGCUUGGGGAGCACCUAUCCUGCUUGCUUCCCUUCUAUUGAUCUGUAAGUCUUCACUUUUUUUGAAAUUGGUGCCAGAAAAACUACAGGACAGAAUUUCUCCUUACUUAAUAAGUAUUUGGUGAGGAGAAAUCUGAUUGGUUAUGAGGGUUGUACCAAGUCAUAUUAGUUCUAUUCCCAAAUAUCUUGUGUUUUUCUUCCUCUCCUCUCCAUCAUAACUGUUAUCAUCCAAGUUUAGGUCUAAUCAUCUCUUAGCUGAAUUAUUGCACUAGCUUCCUCUCUAGUCUCAGUACCUCCUUUCUGGCCUCCUUUACCUAAUCAGUUAUUCUAAAAUAAAAACCAUUGUCAUUGUUUCCAUCAAGAUCCUGGUAGGAAUAAGAUAGAAUUCAAAUUUGGUAAUUUGUGGAAAUUUUGAUAUAAAGAUUACAUCAAAUGGUUUGGGCAGAGAGUAGAAUGAAAUACUCCCAGACUAGUAACCAUGAGGUGCUUUUACCAUCCAUGGGUGUAAUGAGGCAAGAGGAGAAAACAAUUAUGAGUGUGAGAGAGAGAGAGAGGGUUUAUAUGAAAUGGGCUACCUCUCAAGAGCUAUGAGCUCCAGCUGACCAAUGAAGGCAGUCAUUGGUGACCCCGAAAAGUACAGAGCUAGGGAAAUUAAUUGCCUAAUCUUAUGUUCUUCCCUCCCUCUGACUCUCUACCCGUGCUCCCCAAUGGCCUAACCAAACCAAAACUCAGAGGGCAAAGUUACUGACUAUUGUGGAUUUAACUGAAUCCCCCGCCCCCAAAAGGUACAUUCAAAUCCUAACCCCUGGUACCUGUGAAUGUGACCUUACUUGGAAAUAGGAUGUUUGCAAAUGUAUAUAAGUUAAGGUGAGAUCAUACUGAAGUAGGGUGAGCUAGAUCCAAUAUAAAAAGAGAAUCCUUGUUUUAAAAAAAAGAGGAUAAGACAAACAGAGACAGAGACAUAGUGGAGAAUGCCACGUGAAGACAGGCAGAGAUUGGAGUGCUGCAUCUAACAAACUAAGGAUUGCCAAACAAGCAAACACUGGAAAGUGAGAGAGACAGGCAUGGAACAGAUUCUCCCUCAAAACCUCCAGAGGGGUGGGAUGAAUUGGGAGACUGGGAUUGCCAUAUAUACAUUACUAAUAAAAAAAAAUCAAAUUCUGUAAAUAUAUGUAGUUUAUUGUAUGUCAAUUAUAUCUCAAUAAAAUUCUUUAAUAAAAAAAAGUCUA
Hippopotamus amphibius kiboko is the source of this 3047-nucleotide messenger RNA. It is a transcript of the gene FMO4, whose product is annotated as flavin containing dimethylaniline monoxygenase 4. The record is from RefSeq and is a predicted model, not a curated record. The coding region runs from base 273 to 1943 and encodes 556 amino acids. Gene Ontology annotation, molecular function: flavin adenine dinucleotide binding; N,N-dimethylaniline monooxygenase activity; NADP binding. Lineage: Eukaryota; Metazoa; Chordata; Mammalia; Artiodactyla; Hippopotamidae. The transcript has 9 exons.